Molecule: messenger RNA, 1842 nt
Organism: Thelazia callipaeda (thelaziosis nematode)
Lineage: Eukaryota; Metazoa; Nematoda; Chromadorea; Rhabditida; Thelaziidae
Source: the annotation of a GenBank genome assembly
AUGAAUUUCGGUGAUCAACCAACUUUCCAAAAAGAAUGGAAAGAAUUUUUCGGGCAACGGGUAGAUUUAAAGCAAAUAGAAAAGAGUUGUUUGAAUGGUAAACUCCGUGUAUGCCACGUCAGAUCUAUUGUAUGGAGGAUUUUGCUGCGUUCUUUGCCUCUUGAACGUAAUGAGUGGUGUGUGAUUUUGUCCCGUACACGCAGCUCGUAUGCGAAAUUGAAAUCGCGGUGGUUAACUAAUCCACGUGAUAAAACGUUAACUAUGGACCCAAAUAUCAGUAAUCCAUUGUCACUUGGGGAAGAGAAUCCUUGGCAACAAUAUUUUGCUGAUUCUAAACUACGUGAAUGUAUAAGUUGUGAUGUAGAACGAACAUUUCCAGAGUUAGAGUAUUUCAAAGCCAAUGAAGUGCGAUCUUCCAUGAUAGAUAUUCUUUUUAUAUAUGCAAAGCAACAUCCGGACAUAGCAUACAGACAGGGUAUGCACGAAAUACUGGCAACCUUAAUUUUUGUACUUAAUUAUGAUCAACAAGCAUUUUCUCAUUUAAUGGAACAGAAUUCUUUAGAAGAAUUGCCUUCUGAAGAACUUAAAAUUCUUUCUGCAGUCAAUGAUCCCGAAUUUCUUGAACACGAUUCUUUCGAAAUAUUUUCGCAGUUAAUGAUGAUGCUAGAACGAUGGUACUUGACUGGCGAUGAAGAUCAUGUCGAAAAUUCUAAUAUCAUCGCGAAAAAUAAUCAGUUAAUCAGUUCAGCGCUGUUCACUGACGAAAAACCCAAAAAUGAAUUGAUUGUUAAAUUGCAAAGUAUCAUGGAUGAUAUAUUGGCAGUUAUUGAUCCGGCACUAUAUCAGCAUCUCUCGAAAAUGCAAAUUUCUCCCCAGAUUUACGGAAUUCGAUGGUUGCGAUUAUUAUUUGGUCGCGAGUUUCCCAUUCAUGAUUUGUUAUUUGUGUGGGAUGCAAUAUUUGCUUAUAAACCACUGCUAUCGUUGGUUGACUAUAUUUUUGUGGCAAUGCUCGAAUACAUUAGACACUUAGUGAUAAAUGAAGAUUAUAGUACUACACUGCAAUAUUUGAUGCGUUAUCCACCAGUAGCUGAUGCGCAUUCUUUAAUUCAAUACGCACUCCAUAUCAAAUCACCAAAAAAAUUUGAAGAACCACGAACUUUGAAUGUUACAAAUUUUGAAAAUAUAACUAUUGCUGGCGCAGUACAUCCUAAUCGAAACAAGGACGUUAUUAAACUGCCAACUGUUAUGGGUAAAUUACAUAAGAUCAGUUCACCUGAAAGAAUUUUGGCUAAUAUAGGUGAUAGCGAAGCAUUUGUCACCACAGUUGUGGAUACUAUAUCAGAUCACAGGAAUUCUUUUCCAUUAAACCAUAGUGGAUUUAGUCACACAUCUACAAACGCUGCAGACAAAGUCGUUGAACUUCUGCAAGAGCAAGUGUCAUGUUUACAGUCAAGGUUAAACGAUAUGGAUAUGAUGGCUCUUGUCAUGAAACAGAAAAUUAGUAGUGUAGUUAAUGAACAGAUACCAAAAAUAAUCGGUAAUGAGAAUGUGAAAAAAUCAAUUAAGAAAGAACUGCACGUCGCUUUAUCGGAAAUCGACAGCGCCAUACAGUUGGACGCUAAUAGUCGUUCAGUUAUGAGAAUUCCUGAAAGAUCUUCGGGAAGAAUCAUCCAUGAUCAUAAUACUGCAACUUUCGAUCGGACUAAAAGUGGAAAUGAGGGUCACAUGCCAGUAACUUCAUCACAAUGUAAUUACCGCAAUUUACCUUCAAAUCCUCGCCGACCAGUAUCACGAAUGGAAACUGAAAUGCGUGUGAUAAGGCCUCGUUCAUCUGCUCGGUAA